AUGAAGAAAUCACCAUUGCCGAUGCAAAGUACACGUGGGUCUGAGAAGCAGAGAAUUGGGAAGGAGGCCCUGGUAAAGCUCCUCAGGUGGCAUUUUGGGCAUUCUGAGUUCCGUGGAAAACAAUUGGAAGCUAUUGAAGCAGUACUCUCAGGAAAGGAUUGUUUCUGUCUAAUGCCAACUGGUGGUGGUAAAUCCAUGUGUUAUCAGAUCCCCGCUCUUGCGAAAACCGGCAUUGUGCUCGUUGUUAGCCCUUUGAUAGCUCUCAUGGAAAAUCAAGUGAUGGUAUUGAAAGAAAAAGGCAUAGCAGCUGAAUAUCUUUCUUCAACCCAGACUGCACUAGUUAAAAACAAGAUUUAUGAAGACCUUGAAUCAGGGAAACCAUGCGUAAGAUUGUUGUAUGUCACCCCAGAACUCAUUGCCACUCCCGGAUUUACAUCAAAGUUAACCAAGCUCCAUGGAAGAGGAUUGUUGAAUCUUGUUGCCAUCGAUGAGGCACAUUGCAUUUCAACGUGGGGCCAUGACUUCAGGCCUAGCUACCGAAAACUUUCUUCUCUGAGGAACCACUUGCCUGGUGUACCUUUGCUAGCCUUGACAGCAACUGCGGCUCCAAAAGUUCAGAAGGAUGUGAUAGAGUCUUUGUCCUUGCAUAAUCCCUUGGUGCUGAAGUCAUCUUUCAACCGCCCAAAUAUCUAUUACGAAGUUCGAUACAAGGACCUUAUGGAUGACCCAUAUGCUGAUUUGGGCAAUUUACUGAGAUCAUGUGGAGAAAUCUGUGCGAUUGUGUACUGCCUUGAACGUACAACUUGCGAUGACCUGGCUUCUCAUCUUUCAAGUUGUGGAGUUUCUUGUGCUGCUUACCAUGCCGGGUUGAACAAUAAGUUGAGGAGCUCCGUCUUGGAUGACUGGAUUUCAGCAAAAACACAAGUUGUUGUAGCAACUGUGGCCUUUGGGAUGGGGAUAGAUAGAAAGGAUGUCCGUAUGGUUUGCCAUUUCAAUAUUCCCAAAUCCAUGGAGGCAUUCUACCAGGAGUCAGGUAGAGCAGGUCGUGAUCAGUUGCCAUCCAGAAGUGUCUUGUAUUAUGGAGUAAAUGACAGGAAGAAGAUGGAAUUUAUUUUGGGCAAUGCUAAGAACAAGAAGUCGCAAUCCUCCAGCGUGCGGGAUGCAAACUCAAAAAAGUCCCUUGCAGACUUUAGGCAGAUGGUUGAAUAUUGUGAAGAGUCUGGUUGCCGUAGGAAGAAGAUCCUUGAGAGUUUUGGAGAACAGGUAUCUUCAUCGUUAUGUGGAAAAACCUGUGAUGCUUGCAAACAUCCUAACUUAGUUGCAAAGUAUCUGGAGGAGCUUACAAGUGCUUGCGCAUUCAGAAAUCAAUCCUCCAGAAUAUUCAUGAGCAGUUCUGCAGUUUGCAACGAUGUGGAACAGUUCUCUGAGUUCUGGAACUACGAUGGAGAAGCAAGUGAAUCAGAAGACGAUAUAUCUGAUGCUGAUGAUGAGGCUGCAAAGGACGUGAUACAAUCAAGCUUGCAAUCAAAAGCAACAAUGAAUAAAAAGAUUGAGUUGUUGGAACGUGCAGAAGAGAGUUAUUAUCGAAAUAAAGUUCCUGACAGGCAGGUUGCAAAGAUGGAUAAGAACACCAUAUCUGAAACUUUAAGAGAGUCUGGCAAGCAAAGAUUAUUAAAUGCUAUGAAGCAAAACCAGCAGCGAUUUGAUGACUUAAAGAUUGACUUUGAUGCAUCUGCAACGACAUUUGAAAAUGAAUGCUAUAGAAAGUAUGGAAAGAUCGGCAAAUCAUUUUAUAUAUCUCAACUAGCAAGCAGUGUGAGAUGGAUCUCAACAGCUAACUCUGGAGACUUGCUAAUUCGACUGAAUAGUAUGAAGAGUCCUAUGACCAUUGCUGCUACUCCAACGUCGGAUUCUGCACUGCAAGCACAACUGUCGCCAGAAGUGGUGCCCAAAGAUGAAAAGUUGCAUGACUCCAGUUGCAGUGGUUCAGAAACUCAUGUAGGAGGAGGAUCACAGAGCAUUACUCAAGAUACGAAAUUGCCAGCAAUCCCAUCUUUUUCCGACUUUGUGAAUCGUCGAAAAUCAAAUGAUGUAAGUAAUUUGAAAUCCAGAAAGGAAUCAACUGACAGAGAUGAAAAGAAUCUGAAUAAGCGGACCAGAUACAAGUAG
This is a messenger RNA of Oldenlandia corymbosa var. corymbosa, 2169 nucleotides long. The record is from the annotation of a GenBank genome assembly. Lineage: Eukaryota; Viridiplantae; Streptophyta; Magnoliopsida; Gentianales; Rubiaceae.